Molecule: messenger RNA, 201 nt
Organism: Protopolystoma xenopodis
Lineage: Eukaryota; Metazoa; Platyhelminthes; Monogenea; Polystomatidea; Polystomatidae
Source: the annotation of a GenBank genome assembly
AUGUUGGAGGAUGUCUCGUUGACUGCUGUACAACGCGAAUCAGCCGGCGUCUUUUGGCAGAUGAGUUUGCAAGUGGAUUUGUCAAUUGGUCCUGGCGACUCGGUGACAAUGUCGCCUCGAUUCACUCCUCCACAUCGGCCGAACAACGAGAGGGGCAGUGACAAUCGUGGAGACAUGAUGGCUCUCAUCGUGGCCGGUUGA